Messenger RNA from Porites lobata, 7197 nucleotides. The record is from the annotation of a GenBank genome assembly. Lineage: Eukaryota; Metazoa; Cnidaria; Anthozoa; Scleractinia; Poritidae.
ACCAAAGCCAUUUACUUUGAGCUGGAAACUCAUAUGAGCAAGUCACGGUCGGUGUGGAUUCUUUAAGCAAUUACAGAGUUUGGCAGUGUUAAAGUGGGUAAGAUUUCUUUUCAGCCCCAUACAUUUAUUCAAUUCACGGCAGUAAGUAAGUAAGCUUAUUAAACAAGCGCCAUAUUUAUGAGGUAUCAUCCACCCUCCAGCACCCUCGUCGCAAUGAUCGGCGUUAUCGCUUUUGCUUUUCAUAAAUCCCCCCAUUAACCGUACAUUUUAUGAAAUCUUAAUAGUGCCAGAUUAUUCGCUUAUUCCUUUUAAAAAAUCAAAAUAUUAACGCGAUUCAGAAAUGAUCAUAAGAAGCUUUUUGUGAAAGUGCUGGAAAGUGGGUGCUACUGUAAAUUUAAGUCCAGGCCAGCCAAAAAUAAACGGAAGAAGCCAAUUAAGAUCACAUUCGCUUCUUAACACGUUUGACUAAAAAAUCGGGUCUCAGAUGUUUUCCAAGUGCGUUUGUUCUUUUGUUAUAAGCAGUUGAAAUUAGGGAUAGCAAAUUAUUAGAACUAUAUCUUUGAAAAAAUACUCUAACUUGAAAACGAAAGAAGAAAUCAAAACUCGCAGACAAAGUUUUUUAGACAGUAAGUUGGCCAAAUUUCAGCCAAACUGGUUCACUGGUUGCCGACUUGGAGUUUAAAAUGUACUCUCAACUUGCCGUGAUUUUCAUUUUGAGAAAACAGAGGGAAAAGCAUCUUGGCGGCGUAUAUAACACCAAAUCUGUCAAUGUUGAUGCAUACCAGGGAGGGACAACAAUAGUGACACAGCAGGAAAAGGUUACAAACGAAACCUGACAACAGAUGAACAAUUUAUUUCAAAGGCUUUGCUCUGUUCGAUCCUUUCUGUCGUUGAGGAAGCAUCAUUAGUUAUUUGCGACAGGCAGUUUUGAUUUUUCACCGGACAAGCCAAGUUGAGCCAAGCCCACUUUUACUGUAUACAUUUUUUAAAAGUUUGACACUUCUCUGGCAAAAUCGACAACAUACCGCUUCCUCGAGUUUUCUUAAAGCUUCUCUCCCACUACACAGGUUAGCCUCCUAAGUUUUAAACAUGUUUAACUAUAAUCAUGAAACCUCCGAGACACUUGGGCUGUUAUCCAUAAAGUAAAAUACAUUGAAUGCUCUGCCUUCUAAGUUUUAAACACGUUUAACCAUAAUGAAUACUCUGAGACACUUGGGCUGUUAUCCAUAAAGUAAAAUACAUCGAAGGCUCUGCAAUAUAGUGCUGUUUUCCCAGGUUUUGCCCCUCUUGCUUUACUCUCUAAUUUCCUAUGCUUGGCCUACUCUAAUCACCGGCAUUCUAGUCCAUCAAUUAUUUGGCUUCUCUGGGGAAACUAACAAUUAUCAGAAAAAGGGCAAAAGUGCCUAUUGCAGUCAUCAUUAGAUUUGCUUCCUGUCUGUAUUUUAUUGCUUCGCAUGUGCAUCGGUUUGUACGGGUAUCGGUACAUACACCAUUGACUUGAUUGAGAAGACCUUGGGCAUGUUAAGAAACACCACUAAUAGGAAGUUUUAGCAUUAAAUUUAGGUGCAAACCUUAAGAGGGCAUUUCCCCCAUCUGAAAAGUUUAUUUUGAGAUGCUAUGAAAUGCUAUUUACAGGUUGCAUCCAGCAACAUAUGUUGUAAACUUACCAAGGCAUUUUAAAGAAUAUUUUUUAUUUACACAAUGAACCGUAUGUUUUGAAGAUCUUGUCAAUUCACUGGUUAAAAACCAAACUUCUUUUGCAUUUUUAUAAUAUUGCUUUGAUCUCCAAGAAAGUUUCAUCUUUUCGGCAGGAGGCAGGAGCUAGCAUGUACGCGUAUUCUCGUUGAUUGUAUUGCAUGCGGUGCAUGUGGCUAAAUGUUGCUCUGCAUGCGCAAGAUCUCGUUGAGUUCUGUCAUACUCUGCAGACUUGUUCAGAACCACUAUUUAAUUAAUUUUGACAUCCUUCAAAGCAAGCAAUUAUUAGUAUCAAUAUAAGAAGGAGGUAAAAUACAGGAGGCAAAAUAAUAUUUUAAACUGACCUGCGAACAUCAACAGAAGUGUUUGAUUAAAUUUCUUCUUCUGCAAUGCAUCAAAUAAAGAGAACAACUAAUUUGGCUACAACCUUGGUCAAAAAAACUUGAAAUACUUCCGUUUUUUAGGCAUGCGCUGUGCAAUCCCUUCACUGCUUGCAGUUUUGUUAGAGGGUGCAGUUUGGGAAAGCUUGAGAAGGGGAGGGCAGGGGAAAUUGACUGAGUGUCCCUAUUAUUUUAUACCUGUCGACUUUUUCUGAGUCAAAUGUGUGAGAUAUUCAUCUUGUCAUGACUGGGAAUUCUGGAAUUCAAAAUGUCCCAGUGACUUUGAAGAUUUCUGACAAUUUUCUGAAGAGUUCUGAACAUUGCCAAAAAUGUCUGAAGAUGUUCCAGUGAACUUUCAGAGCUUCCAAAGCUAUUUAAAAGUGACAAUUUUAGCUUGUUUUGAUCUCGUCAUGGUACAAAGUCAUUAUUCAGUGCGCUCAUUCACUGCAGGUAUUCUAUUUUUUCCGGGGUUGUAGAUAAUAAUAGCAUUCGCACCCAGAAGUACAGGUCCAUGCAACUCCUCAUAGUGACAGAGUAAUAAAUAACAGGAAAAAAACUUGACAAAAUAGUCCAAUUGGUCUAGCAGAAAGUGUGGAGAAGCACCACAGUUACAUGUAUAGAACCAAAAAAGAAUAGCUAACAUAUCAGAUUAUAUUUACAAGAGCGUUGGCUUAUGUGGGGCACCAUUUCUUGUUUCUUAUACCAAUUGUCAGUUGUCACUUUAGUUCAUAAAACUUAAAUGUUCAUCUCUCUAUCCCUCACAGAUAAUGCUUAGUGAAAGAAUGGCCUAAAAGAAUUUAUCCAACAAGAAUUAAAAUUAAAGGUAAAUGACCUAUAAAUUAUAGUUUAGUGGUGACCUUGAUAUAACAGAGGUUAAAAUGUAUGCAAAUUCGGUCAGUAAAAUGUAGACCGCCGACCAGGUACAAAAAUUAGAAUGCAGACUGAGGUCAAAACAGCUGAAAAAACAAAAAUCCUUCUACAUAAGUAUUAAAUAUUAUUAUUAUUAUUAUUAUUAUUAUUAUUACAUGUACCCUGUUUAUCUGAGUGCAUGGUCUACAGAAAAAUUGUAGACAAACUAUUUGUCACAUGUCCUGGUUGACCGCAACUACUCUUUCAGCCACAGAAACAGCAAAAUCUUCUCUUUUCAUUCUUUGCUGAUUUUAGAAAAGCUUUUGAUCGUAUACCGCGACAGAACUAUUUGAUGACCUGAGAAAAGAAGGUGUUCAACGGUGUUUCUUAGAAGCACAUGUGUGAGUGGAUACAGGACCCAAACAUUUAGUACUUUAAGCUAAAUUGACUAUAGUUUGCAAAUGAGGGUAAAACACCAUAAGAAAAUUAGAAAUUAGGCUGUCAUUUCAAAUAACUACUGAAAAUACAGGGCACCCAUUUAUAACAGCUUCAGCUCAUGGGUUUACCCUGGUUAAAUAUGUUAUUAUUAUUAUUAUUAUUAUUAUUAUUAUUAUUAUUAUUAAAUAAAAAACAGUAGAAAACAGGAAAAAAGAGAAAGAAAAGUCAAUAUAGAACAUACAACAGAGUACCAAAAAUCAUGUGGCCCAACACUGUAUCUUUUCCUUUCUGUUUUUUGUUGGUUGCAUGACAUUAUUAACUUUUAUUUUGGCGUGUUUGAAGAUAAACCCUGCAUUCUCACAGUUUGUUACUAAGAGUUGUUUUAAACUAUAUUUUUUGUCACAGUCCAGGCUUUUUGUACCUAGCAAAUAAGUACUACAUGUAUGCACACUGCAUUUUGUACCCUGUUUGUAGUCUGUGGUCUGCAUUUUGUUCUGACCAUAAAAAUUAGUCAAGAGUAUAGCUGAAUACAGUUUGAUAUAUUGUAGGUUGUGGAUUGUUUCCUUUUAUUAGGUUGUUAAGUAAGACUCUUUUCAGGUAUAAAGUUCAAAUUUGGCUAAGGUGACAUAAUUUGAAAUAAAUUUAUGACAUGACAUUCAUUAGAGUAAAAAUGAGGUUUGGGUUGUUGCCAUGGUAACAUGGAUGGUUGAAAACAAGCCUAAAAUUUUGAGUUUGUAACCCUCAUUUCUUAACCAAAUUGUAACAAACAGUUUUUUGAAAUUUUAAAGAAAAUAGCUUUCUCGAGAAACUUGACUGUGUCACCACACUUCUUUCUUUGUUCAAAAUUUAUUUUAAGGCUUUCAUUGAUUCAGGAGUGCAAUAUAAAAAGUUUGUCAAAUUUUAAGGAGUUGAUUACAAGGUAUUGUUUUUUUACAUUGUCUGUGAAAGUUGGCAGAACAAACGCUCUCACAUUGCUUCCAAAAAUUAGUACUUUGUGUUCUUUCAAUUUGGGUAGACUGCUAAAAUAGCCAGGGGUUAAUUAGGGCUAGAAGAUAAGGCAUAACUAAGUUUAUGUGAAAUAAUACUGAUAUUAAAAAUGUAGCAAGAAAUGUUUACUUCUUCUAGCCUCCCCGCAGACUUCUUUUGGGGUAACGAAUGUGUGACGAUUCAACCCCAAAGGAAGUCUGCGGGAACUGGCUAUACUUAUUCUGGUCAAAGAGUAUUUCAGUAAAUCGUAUUCACAGUUACUUUUUAAGUGAGUUCAUUGUCUUACUUUGAUAAAUUUUCUUCUUGGUUUACUUCAUGUAGAUAAGAGAAGACGCUGAACUGACACAAAGUGAGGACACAAAACUAAGAUAUUUAAAAUGUAAGUGCAGACUUGAGUGCUUGGGUUACAACCAAAAGAAAUAAAACCUUCCCCCAUCUUUCUCUCGGCAUACUUGACAUUUACCUUAAAACUUAUACCUAAUUGAAAUGACUAUUUUGACAGAGAAAGUUCCCAAAAUCUUGGCAAAAUGGCUCCUACCUUUGGUAGUUACUCUUUUGUUUUUUGCUUUUUACAGUUUGGUGUUUAAAAUAUUGGAUUAAUGUAUAUCAACUCGUGAAGAUAAUUGACUGAAAGACUCAAUGCAAGGACAAGUUUUCUGACAGAAACUGGCAGUGAGAGUCUGCAGAGGUCAGAGGUAAGAACCAAAAUAGCACCUAUUAAGUUACAGUGUACACUGUACCAUGGUACAUGUAUAAAACUGAGGAUUUGUCAACAAAAAAUGCACCAUCUUCGACUCCAUGAAUUAAAUGUAACAAAGUGUCCUCUUGGAUUGGCAAAAAUUUUUAGCAUUUUUUUUUUCUGUUGGGGGGCUUUUUACUCUAAAAUGUUCAAAUGAGGAAGGCAGGGUGCUAGAACUAUUCUGUCUCUGUCUGAAGAUCUUUUGUUUUUGUUCCUAACUGUAAGACACAUUUUGGUACAAAUCUAUGUUUGUGUGAGGUUAUUUAUUUGAGGUCGUCAAAUACUAUGUAUUUUGAAAAGGGUUAAAAUCUUUCCAAAACAAUCACUGUCACAAAAAGAAAAUCACAGUCAGCUGGAAUCACUUCUUGUACGUCAUUAUACCACAAUGUGGGAAUGUAUGUUCAUCUGAAAGAUGAUAGGAGGAUAGGUGGAUAAAAACAGGAAAUGUGGCAGUUCAGUGUUCUCACUGUGGCUUGGUCACUGUAGCCACCAAAACCAUAAUCUUUAAUUCAGUGAGCUACAUGUAGGUGUUGCAUGACUGACAAACUCAUGAACAUGGUUUCUGGAUAAAAUACAGAAGACGAAAAUGAAUAAAAAAAUUACACUAACACUAGGAAAUGAUGAAAUACAGAAACACUAGCAAAAGAAACUUACAAACAUGUGUAGAGAUGUCCAGCUGGCUAAAUGAAAACCGAUAAAAGGAAAAACAAAUGCAAAUCUAAAUUCAAACAAAUGUGGCAAACACAUUAAUUGCACAUCCCACAACUGCCUGGUCCUGUGCCUAACCAAAAUACCGCUGAUUAAGUAAAACCAAAUAACCAUGCUUUAACAAACAAAAAAUAAUAAAUAAAAUAGAGGAAAAAACAGGAAAACAGAAACUAUAUGCAGUCACUUUACCUAAAAUGAGUAUCACAAAAAUUUAUCCUUAAAGUAUGCAUCAAGGACAUUAUGGAACGGUGCCUAUAGAUUUGCAUGAUGAUGCCUGCAAAAUCGCGGGUCGUGACAAGCCUUAGCUUGCGUGCUCACAAGGAUGCGAACUCAUGAUGACUUUGUUUCUAUCGGCGAGAUUCUGUAAUGAUUAUUAACCGCUUGCAAACCAAAGAGUCUCCAGGGUCUUUUCUUGGUGCAAUAAUGGCAGAGGCAGGUUGCUUAAGAUCAAAGCAAUUAACGAAGGUGGUUACCAAGGGCCAGAAACUCUCGUGAGCAUGUCACAAUCGGUUUGGAUUAUUCAGCCAUCAUUAGGUAGAGCAAUGCAAAACUUGUAAUAUUAUUUAUAACACUUACAUAAACACUCUAUAAUUGAGAAAGAAAUCUUCUUAGAAAACAAACAAUUCACAGGCAAAAUUGGAAUUAAGACAGUCCUUAAUUACGAACUGUAAAUAAUUAUGUAAUCAUUCACACUUUUAUAGAUACAAAAUAAAAAGGAAGGAGAAAACUAGAGCUGUGUGCACUGAGCUGUGCAGAUGCAUUUUGUUUGCUCCGAUCUUAAUUCACGAAUUCUUCUGUUAUCCUGAACCUUCAUAUUCUGAAAACCAUUCAGUAUGACGGGUAAUGACAAGCUACAAAAGGAAAAUAAAACUUUGCGAAAUGAAGUUAAGGAAUUAAAGGACAAACUAGAGAAAGUUUCCCGAUGACCCGUCAAAGAGUCAACUUGGCUGAUAGGCCGAACGUGUUAAUUAGAUCACUUAUUAUUUCAUAACUUCUGUGUUUUAUUUAUUUUUAGUUGCAAUCUGCAAGGCUUUCUAAUAGUUUAAGGUUUUCGCUUUUAUUAGAUAAUUGUGUUAUUCAUGUACUUGUCUUGCCCAGCCACAACUAGUUUUCCAGCUAUUUGUGGGGCAAACUAUUCAACUCUUUUAUUUUUGUAUAAAGAAUAAAGUUGUUGUUGUUGUUGUUGUUGUUGUAGUACUAGUUGCACUCACAUUCAUGUAGAAUUACAACACCAAAACCUUUAUAACUAGAAUGUCAGGACAUACAUGUACAGUCUGUAGGUAUACAUAAUAAUUAAUUAACCAAGCAACAUGCAAUGUUCAUUAUAAUUAUGUUCAUUUUUUUUAUCCCUUACAGAUAAUAUGGUACAUGGUGUAUAAAGUGAUCAGAAGAAUUAACUAA